UUACCGAAUUAUAUCAAUAUUAUAUAUAAACAAUACAGCAUGGCGGCAGAGUUGGAAUUUAUUUUUGGUCGACUUCUUGUUCCUAACAACACUGUCAUUAAACAGGCUACUAACGAGUUACGAGCUUUUUUCCAACUUGCAACCGAAGAAAUUGUUCCAGUUCUUGUGACAGUACUGAGAUCUUCUCAAAGUCCUCAGGCUCGUCAGUACGCAGCUAUAUUAUUGAGACGUCGAGUGAUAAAGCAAUGGACCAAACUUAGUGAACAACUUCAGACUUUGUUAAAACAAACUGUAUUGGAAGUCCUUGUUAGUGAAAGAGAAAAUCUUGUGCGGCAGUCAACAGCACAAAUUAUUGGUGGGAUAGCAAAGCAUGAAUUAGGCAAUGGACAAUGGCCUGAAUUGUUUCAAUUUAUUGAAGAAUGUAUGAGAGAAACUCAAGCUGAGCAUUAUGAGAUUGCUGUAUAUGUACUGAGUAUUGUGACUGAAACAGCUGGUGAAGAGCUGCGACCUCACUUCCCUUCAUUGUUUCAACUUUUCUCCAAAACAUUGGAGGAACAUAAAAACCCAAAUAUUCCUUAUUUUACAGUGAGAGCAAUCACACAGUUGGUGAUUUUUCUUGGAGAGGAUGAAAUAAAAUUUCUUAGGCCUCUCAUUCCAAAGAUUGUUAACACCAUUAGGAUUUUUUUAACAAUUGAUGAGGACAAAGCUUGUGAAUGUAUGGAUGUGUUUGACGAGCUGGUUGAGUCCGAGGUCAGCAUUGUAGUUCCACAUAUCAAAUCUCUUGUUGACUUCUGUUUACAAAUUGCAAUGAACACUGGACUGAGCGACAGCAGUCGCGUCAAAGCUUUACAUUUCAUUGGUUGGUUGAUCCGCGUCAAGUCCAAAGUUAUCAUCAGACAUAAAUUACUCUCUGCCAUUCUUACUGUCAUCUUUGCAAUGAUGGCAACGCAUGGUGAAGAAGAUGGUAAUUGUGAAGGAUGUGAAGACGAAACAGAAAGUCUUCCUGAAGCUGAAGAUAGCCGUCCUAAUGCAGUAGCCGCACAGGUUUUGGAUGUCCUUGCUCUUCAUAUGCCUCCAGAGAAGCUCUUUCCUCCACUGAUGCAACUGAUUGAGCCUGCAUUAUCGCAUUCCAAUCCUUAUCAACGUAAAGCGGCCAUCGUUUCAUUGGCUGUUCUUUCUGAAGGUUGUGCCGACUAUAUUAAAAAUAGACAUCUUGAAACUACUCUUCAUAUUGUAUGUCAAGCUUUAUCUGAUCAAAAUGACGUCGUACGAAAUGCAGCGUUGUUUGCUCUUGGACAGUUUGCUGAACAUCUACAGCCAGAUAUAAGUAAAUUUUCGUCAAGUAUUCUUCCUUUAUUAUUCAACUAUCUUGGUGAAAUCAAAGGAAAAUGUGAUGCACCCGGUGUAACAAGAACUUUCUACGCUUUGGAAACAUUUUGUGAGAAUUUAGGCGAAGGAAUUUUGCCGUAUUUACCUGUGUUGAUGGAGCGAAUGAUUGAAACACUUACAAUGUCACAGUCAGAGCGAAUGAAGGGAUUGGCGAUCAGUGCAAUUGGUGCUGCAGCAAAUGCGUCCGGGAGAGAGAUGCUUCCCUAUUUUUCAAAAGUGGUUGAAAUUGUCAAGGAAUAUAUCUGCAAUCCAGAAUUUGAUGGCGCUCAAAUCCAAGCGCAAUGUUUAGAUACUAUUGGGAUGUUGGCACGAGUCAUUGGUGGAGAAAACUUCUAUCCUAUAGCUGGUGAAUGGAUUAGUAUUAGUCUGGAUUUACUAAAGAGAACAAAUGACCCAGACGCACGCAGAUGUGUAUACGGUUUGUUUGCUUCGUUAUCGACAUUUAUGAAACAGGAAAUGGCUGGUUAUCUUCAGGCUAUAUUGAAAUUUAUGGUUGAAACUCUUCAGUCGACUGAAGGCAUUGUGACACAUUAUAACGAUAAUGAAGAUCCUCCAUUUUUGAUCGAUGAAAAUAUUGAUGAUGAAACAGGAGAAGACAGUGAUGACGAUUCCGUGGUUGGGUAUUCUGUCGAGAAUGCGUAUUUAGAUGAAAAGGAAGAUGCAUGCAACGCCAUCGGAGAGAUUGCUGAGAAUACAAAUGCAGUGUUUCUUCCUUAUAUGGAUGAGAUAAUCAGUGAGGUUUUCAAACUGGUACAACAUCCUCACACAGGCAUUCGUAAAGGUUCAUUGACAGCGAUGUGUCAACUGUGUUGCACUCUUUAUUCUGUGUUGAAUAACAAUAACGAGGACAAAACUUUCUUGAACAAUGUCGUCAAUAAUUAUGUAUCAAUACUGACGAUGACUGUCGACAAGGACAAGGAAAAGACUGUUGUCAUGGUAGCUCUGUCAAGCCUAGAGAAAAUGUUAAAGGAUAUGAAACAUGAUGUUUUACAACACGAUGUUGAGAACUACGAACAAAUUUGUAGCGCAAUUAAAAACGUUCUUAUGUUUAAGACGCAUUGUCAAGACAACGAUGAUGACGAAAUAGAAGGCGAAGAACAGGAAUUAGCCGAACUUGAUGGGUCACUCUUAGAGCAUGCUGGUGACGUCGUACCUCAGCUAGCUGCUGCGGUUCCUGGGCCCGAGUUUGUAGCAUAUUUUGCUAGUAUAUUGCCUUGGUUUUUGAAACGUACGAAAUCUUCUGCCUCGGUUGCGGAUAAGUCGUUUUCUGUUGGCACACUAGCUGAGAUCAUUGAAGCAAUGAAGUCACGCAUUAUACCGUUCGUUCCCCAUAUUUAUCCCGAAUUAAUGACACUCCUAAAUGACGAUGAAUCAGAGGUUCGAGGGAAUUCGAUCUACGCCCUCGGCUUAUUAUCUUCCUUUGGUGGUGAAGCUAUUUAUAUUCGCUAUCCGAAGAUUUUAGAGGCUCUAUUCUUCCUCUUGAAACGUGAAAAAGAACCUCGCAACAUAGAUAAUAUUUGUGCCGCCGUUUGUCGAAUGAUUUUUACAAACAUCAGCAUGAUACCCAUGGAACAGACUUUUCCUGUAGUAAUUCAAUGCCUUCCACUCAAGGCAGACUUUGAAGAAAACGCAACUGUUUAUUCAUGUAUUGUGCAGUUAUUUCACAGUAAUCAUCCACAGGUCAUGGAAAAUCUUAUGUCACUUAUCAAAAUCAUCGGUUCAGUUAUACAGAGCUCGACCAUUACUGAAGAAACUCGACAAUCGCUGUCACAAAUGGCUCAUAUUAUUAGACAGCGAAAUCCACAGGAGUUUGAUUCAGUUUUGAUGUCAUUGUGUCCAGAACAUGUCGCUGGCACACUUGACAUCUUAUCAAAGAUACCAUCUUAAAGGUGUGUACUGAACAAAGAAGGAACCUUGAUGUACAUUCCGGUAUUUCAAAGUAGAUGUGAGUGGAUAACAAGGUGUGCUGGCCAGCACGAAGUGAAUGUAUUCGAUCUAUUUCGUGUAAAAUAAAACAAAUUAUAGAAAAUUUAAACAAUUGCAAAUAGGGCUCUAGGAUAUUGCUCAAUUGAACCAAAAACGCUAAUACAAAAUCCAAAAAAGGAUGUAAAAAUAUAAGUGAAGUAUCAUUUUCCGAAAUUAAUUGUGUGGCAAUAAAUAUACUUUACUUUGUUCACUAUAUUAAACAUUUAAUAAAUACUGAGAAGCAUAUGCGAAGUUAUACAAUGAUGAAGUAUUUUAUAUGCAAUGAGCACUUUUCACCUGUCUUUCAAUAAAAAAAAACAUCUUGAAAA
Molecule: messenger RNA, 3683 nt
Organism: Xenia sp. Carnegie-2017
Lineage: Eukaryota; Metazoa; Cnidaria; Anthozoa; Malacalcyonacea; Xeniidae
Product: importin-4-like
Exons: 36
Coding region: 40-3276 (1078 amino acids)
Biological process (GO): protein import into nucleus
Cellular component (GO): cytoplasm; nucleus
Molecular function (GO): small GTPase binding; nuclear import signal receptor activity
Source: RefSeq, a predicted model, not a curated record